ACAUGGAUGGGAAUAUCAUUAUUAAACAAAGGGAAGGUGCAAUUUCGGCUCAUCCAUUUGCACAAUUGGCAUUCUCUGUUGCAUCAUCUGCAAACAAUGUUAUUUUAGAGGAAAAUGAAAUCUUAAAGAAGAAUAUUCUCGAAGAUAACAAAGAUAAUAGUCAAUCAGACGGGGAAAUUGCUUCUGAACAAGAAAAAACUAGCACUUUAUCAUUCCCAUCAUCGCCAUCAUCAUAA
This is a messenger RNA of Babesia microti strain RI, 236 nucleotides long. RefSeq lists its product as hypothetical. The annotation marks the transcript as partial. The transcript has a single exon. The record is from RefSeq and is a predicted model, not a curated record. Lineage: Eukaryota; Apicomplexa; Aconoidasida; Piroplasmida; Babesiidae.